GUGGAGUCUUUCAGUACCAUGGACAGCAACUCGCGCUAGACUGCAGAGAAUCAGUUCUAGGGGACAGGGCUGCAUACAAACGCUGGAUCCUCGAAAAUUCGGGUAUAAACUUAAUUUGACUGAUUCAACUCUCGUUUACCUGUUCCUCUCCUCAGUUCGUGCAAGGGUUUACUUUAUUUUCUAGUUGUAAUACCAGCGAGUGGAAGCGAGCUGCGUUUAGCUGCAUUGUCUCUCUGCAUAGACCUGCUUCACUCUCCAACCAGUCAAAAAGUGCGAUUUAAAAAAAAAAAACAUUGUUAAGGUAGUGUAUUGGUAAGUGUUUGAACUUUAGCUGAUUAUAUAUCUAGUUAGUCUCUCAUAACUGCUGCAUCGGUUGAUUAGGCUAUUGUAUUGUAGUUUGUGUUUUGCCUUCAUGCUUUAUAGUGAUGCAGUUUCAGCAGGCUAAACAAACAUGACGUUUCUUAGUUUAAAUCUUUGCUGGGGCAUGCUCUUUUGAUGCGCAAUAUACAUCCAUUUGCAAUUGGCGAUUCUCUUUUACCUAAGUAUCCUCCUCAAACCAAGAUAAACAGUUUUGUGGACAGAAGCCUAAGUGCACAAUGAGGUCCCUCCACGACUUUUUCAAUUGCACUUAAAAAGAAGAGGGAGAGAGAGGGCGAGAGAGAGGCUGCAGGAAGCGACGCCUGCCAACCCGCAGGGGUUCCUACAUCAAACAGACUCUCGCGUCAUCUUAGCAUUUGAAACGGAGACGACUCUUGAUAGGUUGAUAGAAUAUAUAGACAUAGACGUCUUUCUCGCUAAUCUAAAGCAAGAUGAAGAAGUUUCGAAAGGUACUGGACGGCCUGUCAUCCUCCUCCCCGGGGGGUGUUGCGUCCCCCUCGUGCGGCAGUGCAGCUGGUACCCCGACCUCUCAUGCGCCCACUCCCCAGGAUAUCCAUGUCCAGGAGACGCUAGUCUCGGAAAACUUUCAGAUAUGCAAGACGGUACGCCAUGGCUUCCCGUACCAGCCCACCUGCCUGGCCUUUGAUCCCGUCCAGAAGAUCCUGGCCAUCGGCUCCAGAACAGGAGGCAUUCGGAUCCUGGGACGGCCUGGUGUGGACUGCUAUAGCCAGCAUGAAAGUGGAGCCGCUGUCCUCCAGCUACAGUUCCUCAUCAACGAGGGGGCGCUGGUUACGGCAUGUGCAGACGACACGCUACACCUGUGGAACCUUCGCCAGAGACGCCCAGCCAUCCUGCACUCGCUUAAAUUCAACAGGGAGAGGAUCACUUUUUGCCACCUCCCCUUCCAGAGUAAAUGGCUGUACGUGGGCACAGAGCGUGGCAAUACACACAUCGUCAACAUCGAGUCCUUCGUUCUGUCUGGAUACGUCAUCAUGUGGAACAAGGCCAUAGAACUAGCAACUAAAGCACAUCCAGGGCCCGUGGUCCAUCUGAGUGACAGCCCGAAGGAUGAAGGCAAGUUGCUGAUAGGGUUUGAGAGUGGAACAGUAGUCCAAUGGGACCUCCGAGCCAAGAAGGUUGACUUCCGAAUCUACUACGAUGAGGCUAUCCAUUCUGUGAGCUGGCAUCACGAGGGGAAGCAGUUCAUGUGCAGCCACUCAGAUGGCAGCCUGACUAUGUGGAACCUGAGAAACACAGCCAGGCCCAUUCAGAUCACCUACCCUCACGGGAAGAUACUGAAGGACGGGAGGAAAGAGUCGUGUAAGCCCAUCCUCAAGGUGGAAUACAAGACCUCCAGGAACAGCAGUGAGCCCUAUGUCAUCUUCUCUGGGGGUCUGUCAUAUGACAAGUCCGGUGGAAGGAGGCCCACCCUGACCAUCAUGCACGGCAAAGCCAUCACAGUGCUGGAGAUGGACCACCCUAUCGUAGAGUUCCUAGUACUCUGUGACACCCCAUACUCCAACGAGGUCCAGGAUCCUUAUGCAGUGGUUGUGCUUUUAGAAAAGGACUUCAUCGUGGUGGAUCUGACACAGAGCAACUUCCCCAUCUUUGAGAACCCCUACCCAAUGGACAUCCACGAGUCUCCUGUCACCUGUACGGCUUACUUCGCUGAGUGCCCUCCUGACAUCAUCCCCAUCCUCUACUCCAUAGGGGCCAAGCAGAAGAAGACUGGCUACAGCCACAAGGAGUGGCCAGUGAGCGGUGGCACAUGGACACUAGGCUCACAGACCUACCCAGAGAUCAUCGUCACAGGACACGCAGACGGAACCGUAAAGUUUUGGGACGCCUCUGCUAUUACACUGCAGAUGCUGUACAAGCUGAAGACGUCCAAGGUGUUUGAGAAGCCCAAGGCGGGAGAGGGUCGGGCGGGCGAGCUGGUAGAGGAGGACCCCUACGCCGUUCAGAUGGUCAGCUGGUGCCCACAUAGCCGUCUCUUCUGUGUGGUGGGCAUUUCUGCCCACGUCAUCCUCUACCGGUUCAGCAAACACGACGCCAACACGCAGAUAGUGUCACUAGAGGUGCGCCUGCAGUUUGAUUCAGAGGACGUCAUCUCCCCGUCAGAGGCAGAGAACAACCCGUGUUUCUCGGACCCCAGUUCCCCCCAGCCGCCCGGUAGCCCUGGCAGUGGCACACAGGACAGCCUCCCCUGCCUCAAGGUGAAGAGUCGUCCAGUGCGGAUGCCCCCGGGGUACCAGGCUGAGAUGGUGGUGCAGCUGCAGUGGGUGGAUGGAGAGCCCCCCCAGCAGAUCACCAGCCUGGACAUCAACUCUGCCUACGGCCUCCUAGCGUUUGGGAACUGUAAUGGUCUAACGGUGGUGGACUUCCUUCAGAAGACGAUCCUGAUGUGUAUGGGCACACUGGACCUGUACGGAGCCGCAGACCCAUACCAACGACUCACACGCUCCCCACGCAAGAACAGACAGUCCACCUCAGACUUUUGCAUGCGUGGCCUGUCUCACUUUUAUUCAGAUUCAAAGAAAAGGAUCCGUACGUCCUAUCAGAGCCUUACAGAACUCUCCGAUAACCAGGUAUCCAUGGACAUGGAGAGAAGCAAGUCACCCACCUCAGUUCCCUACCCAAGCUCUCUUCACUAUGACCCUCGCUCCAUGCCUGAGCCUGUGGCCAGUCUGAGAGCCAGCCACUGCAGUCCAGUCUUUUACUUACUGGACAAUGAUCAUGUCAAUGGACAUUGCACUAGUCCCACCUCCCAGCCCUGCUCCGUGGGGAAGCCUCGCAUCACAGGGGUUCCCGAGGGCCCGCGGCUCACCCGGAGAGGGCCUGGCCGACCGCCCUUCCGCAAGGCCCAGUCCGCCGCUUGCAUGGAGAUCUCUUUGCCUGUUUCCUCCCACACAGAAGGUGGCCAUGCGUCCAGGAGGGCAAUGCUUCAGCAGUUGCAUGGAGUCAGUAUGUACUCCCACGACGAGCACCACACCACCUCCUACAACUGGAGCGAGAGAGAAAGUAGAGAGAACUCAUUCAGUCGCUCGCGGAGCUCCAGUGUGUCCAGCAUUGAUCGCGACACCAAGGAGUCAGUGACCACGCUGCAGUUCGGAGAGUCCUACGGCCGUAAGGGCGAUGCUCUGCCUACCGCCUGCCUGUGGGUGGGCACCAGCCUGGGCGUGGUCCUGCUCCUGCCCAUAUCCAUCCCCACAGAAGAGGAGGAGAGGAUGGAGGAGCCCAUCACCAUGGGGCCCAGUGGUACCGUCCUGAUGCUAAAAGGCUCUGUGUUGCGAUUUGCCUUCCUGGACUGUGGGGGCGCUCUCAUUCAGAGUCCCUACGAGGUGUGGCGGGACCCCAACGGUCCGGAGGACCCCGACCGGCCCCGCAGGCGCAAGCUGAUCAACUUCUCCCCGUCAUCCUCCCAGGAGGCGUGCGGUGACGGUCACCUGGCCGUUGUGUGCUCUGAGAAGCAGGCCAAGGUCAUCCUCAUGCCCACCCAGGCUGUCCUGUUCACCCACAACAUCACCGAGUCCUCCUUCCUCCUGCGGGCUGACGUUGUCUCCGUCUGCAACAGCGUCUGCCUGGCCUGCUUCUGCGCCAACGGACACAUCAUGACCCUAAGUUUGCCCAGUCUAAGACCCCUGAUGGAUAUCAACUAUCUUCCCUUGACCGACUUGCGUAUCGCCCGGACCUUUGUCUUCACUAACGGAGGUCAGGCCCUGUAUCUGAGCUCUCCUACAGAGAUACAGCGUCUCACAUACAGCCAGGAGAUGACGGACAACCUACAGGACAUGCUGGGGGAGCUGUUCACUCCUAUAGAAACACCAGAGGCCCAGAACAAAGGAUUCCUCAAAGGCUUCUUUGGGGGCAACGCCCAGACCUUCGACAGAGAGGAGCUGUUUGGGGAGGCAGCAGCGGGAAAGGCCUCUCGGAGUUUGGCCCAGCACAUCCCUGGUCCAAUGGGAUUGGAGAACAUGAAGGCUGCAGCCGGCGGCGUCGUGGGGGACCUGGCCCGAGCUCGCAUCGCCCUGGACCAGAGAGGAGAGAGACUGGGCGAGCUGGAGGAACGCACCGCCCUCAUGAUGAACAGCGCCGAGACCUUCUCCACACACGCCCACCAGGUGAUGCUGAAACAUAAGGACAAGAAAUGGUAUCAGCUUUAAAGGCAGGACAGCGGGCUGUGAUGUGACUGCCCCUCUACCUGGUGGGGGG
Messenger RNA from Oncorhynchus keta (chum salmon), 4590 nucleotides. It is a transcript of the gene stxbp5l, whose product is annotated as syntaxin binding protein 5L. Gene Ontology annotation, biological process: regulation of exocytosis; regulation of protein secretion. Gene Ontology annotation, molecular function: GTPase activator activity; myosin II binding; syntaxin binding. The record is from RefSeq and is a predicted model, not a curated record. Lineage: Eukaryota; Metazoa; Chordata; Actinopteri; Salmoniformes; Salmonidae. Gene Ontology annotation, cellular component: plasma membrane; cytoplasm; SNARE complex. The transcript is spliced from 29 exons. Bases 810 to 4541 code for a protein of 1243 amino acids.